Molecule: messenger RNA, 3259 nt
Organism: Lates calcarifer (barramundi perch)
Lineage: Eukaryota; Metazoa; Chordata; Actinopteri; Centropomidae
Product: serine protease HTRA3
Exons: 10
Coding region: 405-1808 (467 amino acids)
Biological process (GO): proteolysis
Cellular component (GO): extracellular region
Molecular function (GO): protein binding; serine-type endopeptidase activity
Source: RefSeq, a predicted model, not a curated record
UCUCCAUCGCCACGCCUCCACAAGGGCACUGCUCCCCACGUCUCCUCCCUCUGUCCGGCCGGCUUCACAGCUCGAGGCGAAGCCCUGCCAGCAGAGUGGAUCAUCAGUCAGCCUGAGCGAGGGGAAGACGGAAAACGUCAUUCACUCCAGCUGAUCCUCUGAACUGCGAACUGGAUAGUGGUCGCGUCUGGACGCGCAAUUACGCUCGGGAACAAGAGAGUUAGAAGUUUCACCGUUCAAGUUCCAAAAUUAGGAUCAUUAAUACUGGUGUAUUUUGCAGCAUUAAGGAGCAUCCACCCAUCCAUGGGAAUUCUCCAGAGAGAGAUGAGCAGCGCGGAACCAGUGGACAUGAUCUCCGCGUAAAAUAUCUCUAUCCGCGUCAAAAUUCUUCCUUUAAAAACAAAAUGCAGAUCUUCCUGUACACAGCUGUGUUGUUCUAUCUCAAGGAGUCUGCCAGCGCUGAGCCCAAAGCCACAUGUCCAACACGGUGCGAUGUGAGUACCUGUCCGAGUCCCAGCUGCCCCAGCGGUUACGUGCCGGACCGCUGCAACUGCUGCCUGGUGUGCGCCCAGGGGGAAGGAGAGCCGUGCGGCCGCAAGGACGACCUGCCGUGUGGGGACGGACUGGAGUGCCAUCACCCGGCGGGCAAGCGGCUCUCUAAGGGGCUCUGUCAGUGCAAGUUCAGCCACGAAGUUUGUGGCAGCGAUGGAAAGACCUACAGUAAUGUGUGCCACCUGAAGGCGACCAGUAGGAAGGCUCUGCAACAGGGACUGCCUGGCAUCACCCAGACCCAGAAAGGACCGUGUGAGACCAGUAUAGGUCCUUCACAUGCUGCCAGUCCUCGUUACAAGUUCAACUUCAUAGCUGAUGUAGUGGAGAAAAUUGCCCCUGCUGUGGUCCACAUCGAGCUCUUCCUCAGGCAUCCUCUCUUUGGCCGGAACAUCCCACUGUCUAGUGGAUCUGGGUUUGUAAUGUCAGAGAAUGGACUGAUUGUUACCAACGCCCAUGUAGUCUCAAGCAGCUCUCCAGUGUCCGGCCAACAGCACCUCAAGGUCCAGAUGCAUAAUGGUGAUGUAUAUGAAGCCAGCAUCAAAGACAUAGACAAAAAAUCUGACAUUGCUACCAUCAAAAUCAACCCCCAGACAAUGCUGCCUAUAUUGUUUCUGGGCCACAGCGCAGACCUGAGGCCAGGGGAGUUCGUGGUUGCGAUUGGCAGCCCCUUUGCCCUCCAGAACACUGUCACCACUGGCAUUGUCAGCACCGCCCAGAGAGAUGGCAAGGAACUGGGCCUCAGGGACUCUGACAUGGACUACAUCCAGACGGAUGCUAUUAUCAAUUAUGGGAAUUCAGGAGGACCUCUUGUCAAUUUGGAUGGGGAGGUGAUCGGCAUCAACACACUGAAGGUUGCAGCAGGAAUCUCAUUUGCCAUCCCAUCCGACAGGAUCAUUCGGUUCCUUAAUGAUUCCCUUGAUAAGCAUAAUAAAGAUGUGAGGUCAAUAAAGAAGCGUUUCAUUGGAAUAAGGAUGUUGACCAUCACACCAGCGUUAACUGAAGAGCUAAAACAGCAGAACCCGGAUUUCCCUAAUGUUACUAGUGGGAUUUAUGUCCAUGAGGUCGUUCCUCACUCACCUGCACAAAAAGGCGGUAUCAAAGACGGUGACAUUAUUGUGAAACUGAACGGCAGACCUCUGAUGACAACAGCUGACCUGCAGGGGGCACUGCAGGAGGAGACAGCCCUGCUACUGGAAGUCAGGAGGGACAACGAUGACCUGCUCUUUAACAUUGAACCUGACGUUAUCAUGCAGUAGACACUGCAAGCACAGCACUCCUGCAGAGCUAGACCAACAUCUAAGGCCCUAUUUUUGUGAAAAGACAUGUUGGAUGGUAGAAACUCUGUACCAGUGAAGUGAAGUGGUAUUUAUGUCAAGCACACACAUCUUCUGAUACUCUGCAACUGCCAGUUAACUUGACUCUACCAAAAUAAAAGGAGGUCAGUAAGGAUGACAUGGCACAAUACAGUUUUGGCAUUAAGGAUUUCCAAUUGUACCUCCCUCAGAGGUACAUCAGGUCAACGUCGGAGCACCUCACAGAAUCACUGGAUUCAGAUGUUACCUAACAGUUUUGUCUGUCAUUCUGUCAUUUCUAUUUACAUGCAGCCCAAAAAUAAUCAAGCAACAAUGGUUGUUGGGCAGCAUUUUAUGGUGCUUAUCACAAAAUUUAUAAGAUAAAAGCAAAGUUGAUGAAUGUACUGUAGAGUUGAUAAAUGAAAACUGAACAAAAUUCAAUCUAAAAAUCAAAGGUGGUUAUCAUAUACAGAUAAUUAAUUUGGUCAACAUUGUUCAAUUCACAGUAUCCAUCCAUCGACUCGGGAAAAGAGCGAGUCCACAGGACAUGACCAGGACAGAAUCCACAUUGCUCCUCCAUCAACUAUACUUUGUAACCUGGGGUCAGCAUGUCAAACCCCCAGCCAUCGUCUGGCACUGAUUUGAUAACCUGACCUUCUGAGCGAGAGAGAUUCAACAGAGGUCCCCAGCUGGUGUCAAACCAAAGACAUUACAUGGUCGGGGUGCUCACCCCUCAACUCUCAUGUCCCUACAUCAUUCCUUCCAGGUGAGCAGACCAGGAUUCAUGGCUGUGGGCCCAGCCACCAGGCACUCACUGGGUAGAACUUAAUGCAAACUUAUCAGUUCUGUCACCUCCAUCGACUCUGCUUUUAUCACUUGCCGUUUUAGUUCCCUCAUAAAAUAUAGAUGAUUGAACAUAGAUGACGAUAUAGAUGAUGAUCGGUCAUUAAAAAAAAACGUUCAUAGACUCUAUGAAAGCCUUCCCUUUGUGUUGAUUAAAUCCUUUAUCCUUUUUAAAUCCUAAGUUAUCAUAAGGCAGUGUGUGUAUCUGUGUUCAGGCUGCAGCCUCUCAUUUUUUAAGGUCCACUGAAAAAUGUGAUUACAUAAUUUCUCACUUUUCAGCUAGGGGUAUAUGACUAAAACUUUUACAGCCAGUUACAUGCAGUGUUGUUGUUGAGUUGACACACUUACUGUCCUCUCUAUUAUGAGCAUCUCAGGCCACAAAAUACCAAAGAGCCACUCUUUCUAUGUACUCUUUGUACAUUGUCUCUUGUGCAGUGGACUACACUUUUCACCAUUUAUCAUGAAAAUAGGGUUUUAUUUUUGUUGAUUUUGGCUUUCAAUCAAGUAUCAGACCAUCAAUGCCAUCUGCUGCUGAUAUGAUGGACAUUCCUUCUUGACCACAACUAGUGCUG